CCGCGUUCGGAUGGAACGCUCGGGCGUUCGAUCCCCUUUUCAUCCCCGCCGCCGCCGCCUUCCAUCCUUUGCAAAGAGAGAGAGAGAGAGGCUGCAAUCCAGCAGAAGCAGCACUCAGGCUUCGCUGUUUUGCAAACAAAUCCCUGCCAUUGGAAGCAAGUGUCAAGCGAAGGGGGAGCAGUGCAGAGAGGGAGAGAGCAGGCUUAUUGUAUUUAAUGUUUAUUUUGCAACAGGGAGGAGAAGAAAAAGAAAAAACAUCCCUUUUUUAAAAUCCUUUUUCUUAAAAAAAAAAAUCCCUUUCCCCCUCCUUCCUUUUACCUUUGGGCCAGAUCUGGCGUGGGAGCAGAGAGAUCGCCGCCAAAGCUGAUCGCUGCCCAAAAAACUGGACGAAGGAGGAGGAGGAGGAGGUAAAGGCAAGGGCUGGCGGCUCCUCUUGCUCCCUCCGAGGCUGGAAGACGAAGAGGAGGAGGAAGAGGAGGAUGAAGCGCCGAAAGCUGGCCGUGGCGGCCGGCUUCUGCCUCUCCUUCCUGCUGGGCACCCUUCUCAACCUCUUCUUCAUCCCGGCUUUUGAGCCCCAGCAGAGGCAGACCGACGGCGAUCCCUCUUUGGCCGGAUCCCUGCCGGAUCGGGGCCAGGAGCAAGGGAUCCCGCCUCCCUGGGACUUGAUCCGGCAGAUCCGAGAGCGCUCCCAAGAAGUGCUCCGCUACCAAGAGAGGGAAGCAGCCGACGCCGGGGCUGGACGGGCGAGCAAGCCUUUGGAAAGGCGGCUGAUGGAUCUCACCUCCCCGAGGAUCUCCUCUGCCUCUGCCUCUGCCUCCUCCACCCAGAGACUCGGGGAUCCCCCUCUGGAUCUCUGGCUCAGCCCUCUCCGCCUGGGCUGCGGGGACCUCCGCAACGUCACCGACGUCCACUACUUGGGCUCCGGCUACACCAAGGCGGUCUACAAAGCCCGGCUCAACGGGAGCCUCUCCGUGGCCCUCAAAGGGGUGGACUUCGCCGGACACGACGUGGCCCGCUGCCUCCAGCUCUACCGCGCCCUGGAGGACUGCUACCGCCUGGCUUCUUACAAGGUCCUCAAGGAGAUGGUCCUCCUCCACAGGCUCCGGCACAACAACGUCCUCCAGCUCUAUGGAUAUUGUUAUCAAGACAGCAAUGACAUUUCAAAUACACUGACUGCCAUCACAGAAUUGGGUUCACCAUUGGAGAUGAUACAGCUUUUACAGACCUCUUGGGAGGACAGAUUUCGUAUCUGCUUCAGCUUAGUUCAGCUUCUGCAUUACCUGGCCCACUCCCCCCUUGGUUCUGUGACUCUGUUGGAUUUUCGACCUCGGCAGUUUGUGAUCGUGGAUGGAGAGCUCAAAGUGACAGAUCUGGAUGAUGCCAGCACGGAGGAGACUUCCUGCAUUAGCAGCAGAGACUGUUUCAUGGAGUUCCCAGCAAGAAAUUUCACUCUUCCUUGUACUGUUGAGGGCAAAUGCCAAAAUAUGAAUGAGAAGAGGAAUCUUUACAAUGCAUACAGGUUUUUCUUUACCUAUCUUCUGCCGCACAGUGCCCCUUCCUCCCUGAGACCAAUGCUGGAUGUGAUAGUCAAUGCCACAGGGGAACUUCAGUGGGGAAUAGAUGAAACAGCUGCUCAUCUUGAAAGAGUCUUGCAUUUAUACAAGAGUGGCCUGUAUCUCCAGAACACCACUCGAACUCCCAAAUCAGCUUACCGAAAGAUACUUGAAGCUGCUAUCCCCAAUGAGAAUUACAGGUGCUGGCCAUCCUAUCAUCAUAAGGGAUGUCUCCUUUCCGUGUUUGACAUUAAUGAAGCCAUCGAUGUUUGCGAGAGUCAUUCGCAGUGCAAAGCUUUUGUUCUCACCAACCAAACAACAUGGACAGGUCGUCAGCUUGUCUACUUCAAGAUGGGAUCCACUUCCAUUGUUUCUGACCGUGACAAGACAACAUAUGUGAAAGUGACGGACUGAAAGCCAAUGUUCAAAUUUAUUCAGAAGUAACUCCUAAGUUCUGAUAGGUUUUCUCCCUAGUAAGUGUGCAUAGGACUGGAAACAACGAAUAGAAAAUAUGACAUAGAUUUGCAUGUAAAUGUAAACUGCAGUUGCAUGCAAAAAAGCUAAGGAUGGAGAGGGAAUUGCACUAACACUUAUUCUAAUCUACAGAGUGUGGAACCAAACUUUAAAGAAUAUACAUGCAUGACCAGGACAAAUGUGCAAUAAGAUAACAUUUUUAAAAUGUGACUUUUUUGUAAGAAGCAGAAUGAAAUCCAAAAUGUGAUACACUUUGAGGCUUGCCAAAAGUUGUUUGAAAAUAACAGGCACCCCAAGUGUGCUUUUCCCACUAGGGUUACACAAGCUAUGUAAAAUUUUGCAUAGUGGUUGCUUGGAAAUUCUCCCUUUUCCUAAGGAGUUUAGGAUCUUUUGUUCAGAUAUUUAUGUAAGCAAGUACAAUCACUGCAGUAUUGUUAAUCUUUGUGUGUUCCAAAGCUAAAAAUCAAAACUUCUGGAAGACAAUCAUUGCUUCUAUUCCUUGUACCAAAUACACAGGACCUAACAUUAUGGUGGCCCUUGGGGUCAAGAUAGCAUGUUCUUAAAAAAGAAUUUCAUUUGGAUUGUUAAAGUAAGAUUCUGAAGUAAAAAUAAGAAAGGGGGCGAGAACAAGGAGUGGAGGGAAGUACAUAAGAUAGGAACAUGGUCUAGAUGUAUACAUUAAACUCAAGAUAGUAUUUCCUGGGUUUGUCACCAAUUAAAAAAAACUUAUUCAGCUCUAUUAGUCUCAAUUGAUUAAUCAGCAUACAUUUUUCAAUGGGAAAUAUAGAGGGAACUAUAGCCAUCAUAAUUACCAUCCCCAUUACCAUUAUUGCCAUCUUAUUCAAGUUAGAAAAGGCAUUUCUCUCUCACUUUUUAUUACACUAGAGGGAAUUAGACAUAAUUGUUAUACAGGGCUGGAAGGGAUCUCUUUAGAUCAACGGAGUGAAUCCUGCAUCCUAUGGGACCCAUGUUGCUUCCCAAGGUUGUUUUUAUGGUCCUAGCCCUCUUUUGGACUCUCUGGCACCCUCCAGAUAGAAACAAAAACCAUUAAAAAAAGAGGAGAAGGAAGAAGAGGAGGAGGAAGGAAAUUUUCCAGGAUUUGUGAUUCUCCUUUUAAACAAGCUGCAUCUAUUUUUAAAGCCAUUUGUCAAAAGUGAUGCUGGAUUUCUGCCUACCUCCGGAUAGAUUUCCUUCCCAUUGGAUAGGUUCAUAUGGGCCUAACAGGUUCCAAGAGCAGGAAAUUGAUCCCUGGAUUCUUAGGUCCUAUCAUUGCCUUGCAGUUUUUAGGAGAAUAUCUAAUAAAUUAUUUUAAACAGGUUUUGUCCAGUUAAUCAAGGACACCCUUUUAAUAGGCUUACAAUGUUUUUAAUCAGCCAGACUGAUUAAUUGACUAAAUGUUGCAACCUUAGUAUGUGUAAACUGUUUAUUUAGCAAGAUGUCUGUAAUUGUGAGUAAGAGAGAGCUGUACACUGCAGAGUCCCAAAGCAUCAUUCUGAACCUGCAGUCAGUCCAACAGGUGCGCCACAUUUCUCUCUGUAUGCCUACAAAAUGGUGUCCUAAUAUUAUCUGCAGCAAUUUAGUUUUCUCAUAUGAGUGAAUGGAAACCAUAUAUUUGGAAAAAAGAAAAUGUUUGUAAAAAUGCUGUUCAUAUGUGAGCUUGCCCUAUUCAUUCUUGGGGAACAAGCUAAAGAUGUUGUGUUGUUCACACUUCUUGUUUUGACUGUUGUAGUCUGUUCAGUUUAUCCCAUAUAAUGUGAUGGGAACCCAUAACAGUUGAACUUUUAUCUAUCCACACAGCUUUUCUUGGUUCCAUUUCUUGGUCAUGAUAGAAUGGAAUACAAGAGUGAAAGAAAGAAAAUGCAGGACAUUUUUUUAAAAAAGAUGUUCAUAAAUUUAAGGAUCAUUGUGAAAUGAGACAUGUUUCAUUUGUUUAGCCUUUCAUUGUGUAAUGUUGAAUAGUAUCAUCUAAGUCACUAAGAUUUAUUCAUCAAGGUUUUGGAAAUGGGGGGGGUUGUUUUUUGUGGGGUGUUCUGCAUGGAGUUGUGUAUCUGAAUGAACUGAAAGUUUUAGAUACUCUGGUUCAUAGAAUGGUUUAUCUGUGCUAGGGACUCUGUUGUGAGAGAUAUUCAGCAUUACAACUGGAUCUGACUGAUGAAUUUCCCCCAGGCUGAUCUGCAUUGUAGAAAUAAUCUAAUUCGACACUCCUUUAAUUGCUGUGGCUCAGUGCUAUGGAGUUCUGUGGAUUUUGUUUUUGUGAGACCGUUAGCCUUCUCUGGCAGAGAGUCACAACAAACUACAAUUCCCAGAAUGCCAUAGCAUUGAGCAGUUAAAAACAGUGUCAAACUGGAUUACUUCUGCAGUGUGGAUGCAUUCCUAGAGGAAGCAAUGUGGACAAUUCAUGCUAAAAUGACUUCUGCAUGUUAUUAUGUUUGUAAUGCUUGGGGGAAAGCAUGCUCUUCAUGUGACUGCCACAUGUCAGGCUAAGACUGGCUAUUUUCUUUAACAAUGUAGCCCUGAUCCAUUGGCAGAGCAGCUAACAAAUAACAAUAAUGAAUAGUAUAAUUGUUCAGGAAUAUCUUAUGACAAAAGAUGCCUUUUUGUGAGUGAUUCUAUGGAGUUCUGGUGGUACUAAUUACUAGCUUUAAGAACAAAUGACUUUAACAACAUCAAGUGAACCCAAGUCUUAAUAAUGCAAUAGAAAUAGCAAAAUCUUGUCAGAGGCAAAGUGUGCCUAGAUAAUAUGCUUUCAGUGAAAGCAAUAAAGGAAAUGUUAAAAGUGACAAAUGUCAUGCUGUUUUCUAGUUUGUACAUUCAAGAAUCUUUUGUACUUUUGUUCUUAAAUUGUUUAUUUUUGCAAAUAAAAUGAAAUGAAAUGAAAU
Messenger RNA from Sceloporus undulatus (fence lizard), 4906 nucleotides. It is a transcript of the gene PKDCC, whose product is annotated as protein kinase domain containing, cytoplasmic. Gene Ontology annotation, molecular function: ATP binding; non-membrane spanning protein tyrosine kinase activity. Gene Ontology annotation, biological process: protein phosphorylation. Lineage: Eukaryota; Metazoa; Chordata; Lepidosauria; Squamata; Phrynosomatidae. The record is from RefSeq and is a predicted model, not a curated record.